Aspergillus aculeatus ATCC 16872 is the source of this 1116-nucleotide messenger RNA. RefSeq names its product zinc-binding alcohol dehydrogenase family protein. NCBI's taxonomy places the organism in Eukaryota, Fungi, Ascomycota, Eurotiomycetes, Eurotiales, Aspergillaceae. Bases 1 to 1116 code for a protein of 371 amino acids. The record is from RefSeq and is a predicted model, not a curated record. The transcript is spliced from 3 exons. Gene Ontology annotation, molecular function: oxidoreductase activity, acting on NAD(P)H.
AUGGCAUCUCACCCUGCCGUGAUUGCGACUAAUGUCAAAGAACCGCUAACUAUUCAGCGAGUCCCAACGCCUGAGCUUCAACAAAAUGAAAUCCGUGUCCGCAUUGAAUGGGUGGUAUCUGCCCCCUUGGAUGUUUACCAAGUCGACGCGGGCUUGAUGGCUCAGUUCCCUCAAAGCCUGGGCGACAGUGGUGUCGGCACUGUAGUGGCAGCUGGCCCUGGAGUCAAACGCCUACAGGCUGGGGAUCAGGUAUUCGGUUUUCUCUUCCACAACGAGAAGGAGAAGGGGCAGCAGGUGUAUGUUACGGCACCAGAGCAUCUGUUCGGAAAGGUUCCCUCUGGCAUAUUUAUGCCCGCGGCCGCUACGGUGCCAACUAAUGUUUGUACCGCCUACUUCACUUUGACAGAGAAGUUGAACCUCGAGCUUCCGUGGCCGCGCCCCUCGGGUUUCUCACCAAAAAGUGCAGAGAGUCCGAUUAUCAUCUGGGGAGGAGGCAGUUCGGUCGGCCAGUACGCCAUACAGCUCCUCCGCCACUGGGGUUAUAAGAAUGUCAUCACCACCGCGUCGCCGCAGCACCACGAGAAGCUCAAGCUAUAUGGUGCCCAACACGUCAUCGACUAUCGCGAGUCUAAUGUCACCGACUCUAUUCUGGAGAUCGUGAACAAGAGCAAGAUCUCAGCACCCAUUCGCGCCUUCGAUUGUGUGAGCUCCAAGUCUGGGUCACUGCAGCAUCUCGCCAAGGUUGCCUCCCUUCCUGGCUCCAUUGUGGCAGCUGUUCUCCCUGUUGUGCUUCGGUCGCCAUCAGACCCAGCCGGCGUGCAGCUUUCCGCUGAUGUCGAGGGAGAGGUAUCGUGGGCACCUGGCGUCGAGGUUCAUAGUAUUAUCAGCUAUACAUUCGAGACGAAUCCAUUCCUCAAGGAUUAUCUUCUGCCUGAUAUUAUACCCUCUCUCCUCGCGUCGGGUAGCCUUGAUCCCAACAAGUACCGAGAGAUCGAGGGUGUUUCGCUUCUACAGCGGGCUAGUACCGCGUUGAAUGUGAUGAGAACCGGCGCAGUCAGUGGGGAAAGACUUGUGUGGAAGGUGUGGACAGCCGAGGAAUAUCCGGAUUUCGUUUGA